Cladocopium goreaui is the source of this 1585-nucleotide messenger RNA. The record is from the annotation of a GenBank genome assembly. Lineage: Eukaryota; Dinophyceae; Suessiales; Symbiodiniaceae.
GGCUUAGAGCAUCGAGCAAUGUCGAUUUCGUCAAUGUGAAGCUCCAGCAGAACUUCCAAUGCAGGCAGCCCAGGCCCAGACACGCCCGCUGCAGCCGACUCCGCAUGGGAACCCUCCGCAUUUCUGCCGCUGCAAUCAGCAGCUGUUGCAGUUGAGACCCGAGUCCUCGACGGACGCGCGGCUCCGGAAGUUGGAAGAGCGGCAGGACUUCUCGGAAACUGCGUUGGCAGCUCUGCAGAUGCAGGUGGAAGAGGGCCUGCGGCGCUGCUCAACUUGCCUUCCACAAGGAGAUGGCGAGGCCCGCGAGGCCCGCGAGGCUGGUGAGCUGGCGCAACAUCGUUCCGGAAACAGGUAUUGCCGCUUCAAUUGCAGUCAACAGCAGAGCCUCAUGGCCACGGUACCGUGCUUACAACCGCCCAUGGCAAACUGGCACAACGACCUGAACAUGACAAGGCCAAAGGUGGUGCACCCGCAGCCCGGCUCCAUGCUGGGUGCAAACCAGGUGCCACCAGCAGUGCCGCUGAUGCUUUCACCAGUACCAGCAGCCAGUUGCAUGCUGACACCGAGAGUGCCUCCAAGUGGGCCACCAAUGCAGCGACCACCAGCAGUCCAGACCGCCUUGAAACCAGACAUGGGAAAUGCCUCAGAUGUUCCACCUUUGCCAACAAGGCCAGUUGUCGGCAUCACUUCAGCCACCAUGGAGGACCGAAACGACCCCCACUUUUGGCAGACCCAGUUGGACACGAGCUUCUCGGUGGCGUCAACAGUGUCUCGCACACCUUUGUCUCCGUCACCAGUGAAGGUCGAAUCGAGCUAUGUGCCUAGGGUGGCGGCAGCAACUUCUCCAGCUGCAGUAAGCACGAGAGCCUCUGUGCCACCCCCUUCUACGACAGCCACGAGCUGUCUGUCAGCACGGGCACCUGCAACUCUGCCUCCGACAAGUCUUGGAAGUCUGGGAAAAACCAUCCAGAUGUCAGAAACCAGGCACGAUGGAACCAGUCAAGUCAAAGCCACUGAACUGCUUAAGACCAAGCUGUCAAGGCUGAUGAUGAACGACAUGGUGGUCGAUCCCUACGAAGGCCUGCGACUUACCCCUAUCAAUGAGCAACCAUUCCAGGCCAUUGCAUCCAUUGCGCGACAAGCACAGCAGAGCCUCGUGGACCGAUUUCUCUCCAGGUUUGAGUGACAGUUUGACAUAGUUACGACAUGUUACGACAUAGUUUGACAGAAAGUUCGGUCCGAGAAAGAGAUGAGUUGGGGCAAGAUGGGGCAAGCACGGUAACCCAACCUUAAGAGCUGCAAGAGGGACAUGUCUGAAGUGUCACUGGAUGUCACUGGACAAAAGGGACCAGAGGUUGAACAGUUCCACAGAAGCGGACUUGCCUUUCUGACUCUUUCUGCCUUGCAAGCAUCAACUUCAUGUGCGAACGUUUGCGACGGUUUUUUUUCCAUCUUGAAGCGGGUGAGUGAUGAGCGUGCAAAGCACACAUCCUUUCUGAGCGGUCGCACGCACGCCGACUGCCGCUUCAUGGUGCAAUCUUGUGCAUCUUAUGCGGCUUCAAUUCUUUGUUCAGUGUGUAACAAC